GUGGUUGGCAUCUAAAAUUUUCUUUCUCGAUUCAUAGUUGUAGAUAGUAGUUUUAGAUAAUUAAGAAAAUUAGUGGUUGGCAUAAUAUUUAUUAAUGUAGAUAAAAUAUCAUAAAUUCCAUUGUAUAUGUAUAGUGAAGUAGUAGACAGUGGACUAUUUACGAAAACGUUUACCAUAAAUUAUUUGUAAUUAAUUUUAUUUGAUUUUGAUUUUAAUAUCAUGUUAUUUAAUAGACAUCGUUAUUAAUCAUAAAUGUUCAUUAUUGUUUGUGACGUGAAAGUUUUAAAUAAUAUCUAAAUUAAAUUGGUUUAGUAACAAAUAACUUUUUUGUUAUUAGAGAAUUGAAAUUUUUGAUGAUGUAAGUUUGUUAUUUGCAAUGCAUCCUGUACGAAGACGUAAAAAACGACCCAACUAUGGUGUACGGAUGGUAGAAGUCAAUCGAGGCAAAAAUGGGUUUGGAUUUACCAUAUCUGGGCAACAACCCUGCAUUCUUAGCUGUAUUGUUCCUGGAAGUCCGGCCGACCAGGCAGGUCUUCGAGCUGGUGACUACUUGGUAGCUGUUAGUAACCAUAAUGUUAGCAAACUAUUACACGAUGAUGUUGUACAAUUGAUUGGUGGAUGUCAAUCUGCACUAAGACUUCAAAUAGCUGAAAAUUAUUAUUCAGAUAGCUCAGAUGAGGAGUUUAAAAAUGAAUUAGGAAGACAACGACCAAAAUAUCCACAUAAGUCUAGAUCAGCCUUAACUCCUAUUAAUGUAAAUAAGAUGAGAAAUGAUGAACAUUAUGAAAUAGAGUUUGCUCAAGAAUCAAAGCCUUGUCCUCGUAAUAACAAUUGUUCUACUUAUGAUAAAGAAGAAGUUACUAGUUAUAAUUUUCAAAUAGUUGCUAGGUAUUUAGGAUCAAUAGAAAUGCCAUGUAUACCAGCUGGAUCUCGAUUACAAGUUAGUAAUUUUACAUUUUAAUAUUUUUUUUACUAACUAAGAUAAGUACAAUAAUUAUUGUACCUAAUUAUCAUAAUUUAAGGUAGAUAAUUGCACCCUUUUAAAAAUAUCAAUUAAAUUUUAAACCAGGACAUAUUUUUCAAAUUAAAAUUGUAUUUUCCCUAUUGCACAUUUUCCCCACAGAUAGGACUUCAGAACAAGCCUACUUUACUGGACAUACUUUUUUUUGGAAACCAUCGUAAAAAUUAGUUAUGACCAAAAACUUCAAAAAACCCGUGUUUUAAAAUUUAACAAAAUGUUUGUUAUUUUUUUGAUGUUAAGGAUUAAGGAUGAUACUACAAUCAGAAUUUUUUUGGAAUCCAAUAUUUGAGAAGUUGUAGAUAUUUUAAAACUAUAGACAUGUCAUUAUACAUAAUUUACCCCAUUAUGCUUACCGUUUUCUCUCACCAACUUGAAUGCCACUAUAAUGGUCUUUUUUUAGAGGGAGAAAUCUCGAAAAUAAUGAAAAAAAAGUGUGUCUGAAAAUUAUUAAACUAUUAGACAUACACCAGAACUUCACCCCAAAUUGUUUUUCAAUUCCUAUUACUAGAUAUAUAAUACUUCAUAAAUUAGUAUUAACUAAACAAAAAGUCGGACUCCAAAUAUUUGAGUUGUAGAAGAAGAUAAAUGAAUACAAACUAAUUUAAAAAACCUAGUUUAUACUUAGAUUUCUAUAUUAUUGAUGGAUUACUGAUAUGUAUAGUUGUGUUUAUCUGCUUUACCUACUAUUUAAUUUUAAUUAUUUUGUUUUUGCUUUGAAAUUAGGUUGUAAAAAGUUGUAUUAAACGUUUAAAAGCAGAAAAGCGUUCUCAUGCUGCUGUAUUGAUGACAGGAUAUGGAUCCAAUCUUUGUCUGCAAAAUAAUGCUGGGGCAACAUUAGCUGUUUAUCCUGGUGGUCGAGUUAUGUUCUGUGCUGCGAGUUCUGAUGAAAAUAGCAAAUACUUUGGUGUAGUUACUAUAUCAUCUAUAGAUGAUGAGCCAUCAAAUUCGUGUCAUGUCUUUGCUGUAGAUCCAGCAUCACACGAAGAACAUACUACACAAGCUAAUAGUUUUAAAAUUACUUGUGUUAGAGAUUCUAAUGGAGUUUGUACUCAAUUCCCACCAAAUUGUGAUCAAGUUGUAAUUGCUAUUGAAAAGUAUUAUAAAAAUGAUGCUAAUCGAAUUUCAGUUGUCGGUAAUUCACCACAUCCAAGUCAUGAUAGCACUACGACUACAACUAGCAACAGUGAUUCUGGUAUUGGAUAUAAAGAUUACUGUGGUAUGCAAACAGAUAGAAUAUUAAUGGUUGAUGUACAGAAUCAAUGUUUACACAUUCAACAAGUAACUAUUAUUUAUAUUCCUAAUUAGUUAUGUAUAGUUAUAAUAUUUUAAUAAUCUGUUUAGGUAGGGGAUUUGGCAACACAUUGUAUUGAUUGUUCAGAUUCGAUCACACCCAAGGAUAAUGUAGUUGAACGUGGUCCAAGAAGUCGUUCACCAUUAAGUACUAGUUCGGUUGAUCUUGUAUUCAGUCAAUUAGGACCUGAUUAUCCUAUAUUGAGUAGAUCACCUGGUCCCCGGAGAUCAAAAAGUGAGAGUAGUGUUCAACUCGAAAAUAAUUCUUGUGAAGGAAUGAGUUUAGGAAGUAGUUACCGAAGUCAAGAAUUAUUAUUAUCAGAUGCCAAAAGUAAAUCAAAUAUGGUAUUUGAUUGUUUAAGAUACCCACUUGUAACUCAAAGCUUAGAAGAUUUUAAAACUAAUGAUGAAAAUUGUAUUAUAAAUGUCUGGGGAAGUUUACAAAAUAUUAAAGAAGACAAUGAAGUUUUUAUUCCAGAAACAGAUGAUUUUUGUGUAAGUAUGUUUUAAUAAUUAAUAUAAUUAACAAUGUUCAAGGGUAAAUUUAAGUUCAAGUUUUAAUAAAAAUACAAAAUAUAUAUCAUAUUUGUAUAAUAAUAGGUAGUGGCAGAUCCUAGGAUUGUUUAAAGGGGGCAAAUUUUUAUUAUACUAUAUACAUUUUGUAGUAUAAACAAUUAUUGUAGAAUAUAUGAAUUGCAUUAAAAAAACAUGGCCCAAGGAAGGCGUUCGCCAUGAAACCCGAGAAAAAAGAACAGUUUUAAAAUUUUUGAAGAUUAUAAAUGAUUAUUACAUAAAAAAAUAAUUAUAUCUUAUUAUAACACUAGAACAGUUUGACACUUAAGUGACUUAACAGAUUAAAUUUAGUUCACUUAAAUAAUAGCAUGAAAGUAUGGAUAGAUCUUCAUGAGUAAUUUAAAUGAAUGAAAGUAAUUAAAGAUAUAUUUCAACUACUCAUUAUUUUAUAAAGUUUUAAUUUUUUUGAAAAUUCUUUUUUUCACAUAUUUUUUUAUAAUUAAAAACCAACAUUUUUCACAAGUUUUAUUUUUUAUAUGUCAAUAUUUUUAAAAAUUACAUUAAAUAAACAUUGUUUUUAAUUUUCAUAAUUAAUUAAUAUAUUUAACAUUUUAAAAUUGUUGUUCCUUUUUACUGAUCACUGUUCUUCAUGCAAUUCCAUUGUAUCCACCACUGCGUCCCAUGAGUUCCACUUCAAACAAUUGGUAGGUACGCUUACAUUUCUGAAAAUUAGUUGAAGUACUUUAUUCCCUUGCGGGGACAAAGUACACUCUAAUUUAAAGAUUGAAUAUAACUACAGGGGAAUGUGAACUAUAAAGUAAUUGAAUAAUAAAAGAGGAAAGUAGAGAACAAGAAAGUAGAACUUGAAACUUAAGUAGGGCAGUGGAUAAGGAUAGGAUUUAAAUGUAAAACUACUGCCUCUUGUUGCGAAGUACAUAAAAAGUAGUAAAAGUGUAACAAUUAAAAGGUAACAAAUUAUGAUUGAAAUGUGACUGAAAGAGAAGAAUAAUAUCAAAUAAAAAUCCAGUGUUUUAUUUUUGUAUAUCCCAUAAAAUAUAUUACAUGUUUAAGUGUUAAAUUCAUUAGUAUUCAUUCAAUGUAAUUCUAAUUAAAAUUUUAAACAUGAUAGGUAGGUUACUGUAUGUAAUGACGUCACUUCAAUAUCCGUGGCAUGUGUUUGUCAUACAUAAUACAAAAUCGAAAUAAUACCCAGACUGUGCAAAUUUUCAUAUGUAUUUUUCUGUAUUAUAUUCUUUUCACUUACUUGAUAUCAUUAAAUGUUUGUUACAAAUAUAUUUCUUAACUUAUAUAAGAUAUGCUUCCUUUUCGUAAGAUCAGUUGUAUUACAUUUUCAAACAGUUCAUUUGUACGUGUUUUAAGGCGAACAAAUUCUUUUGAAAGUAAAACUGAGGUAUAUUUGUGUAUAUAAAUAUAUAUUAUUUCAAAAUGUGUACUUUAUAUUCAAUAAUUAUUAUAGUUACUUUUAAAUGAUAUAAAUUAAAUCAAAUGUUUAAGUUGGAUUAAAAAAAAUAAUAAUAAUAAUAAUGGUGGUCACUUUUAAUUAUUUUAGUAUUAUUAACAAUUAUAGUGAUACAUUGUGUAAAUAUUAAUUUCAGGAUUUUAAAUCUUUAUAUAAUAAUUAUUCUACUCAAUUAUCCAGAUCUCAUAAAUAUUAAAAUAAAAAUUUAAUUUGUAUUUGUUUCUGAGUUUUAGUCUUAUUUUUUUUUUUUUACUUAUGGUUAUUAUUGAUUUUAUUUUUCAGAAUGAUUCAAAAACUAGUCAAGCUCAGGAUUGGACAUUAUCAUUUGAAAGAGUUUUACAGGAUCCUAUAACUUCACAUAAUUUUGCUGUAAGUUUUUAUAAAGAGUAUAGUUAUAAAUCAUUAAGUAUUUUAAGAUAAAUUUAGGUUUUGUAAAUAAUAUUAUCUUAAUAAUCAAGUGAAAUAUUAUUUAUUUAAUUAUACAAUAUAAUUAUUAUAGUUUGUACUAGGUAUUAAAAAACUUAAAACUUUUAAUAGUAUCAUUUAUUAAAUAAAAUAUCAUAUUCAAAUAAUUAAAUUUAGUCUGCUUAAAAUGUGAUUACAAGUUCAAUAUUUUUAUAUUUCCAACUUAUGAUAAAAUUGAAUCAAUAUUUUAUCCACAUAAAUAAAACUAAAAUAUUAAUUAAACUAUAUCUAAAAAGUGCAAAGAUGAGUUUUAGAUACAAUUUUUAGACUAAUGAUUAUUUUAUUAUUUAUUUAUUGAAAUAUUAUAUGAGAUCGUGCCCAAUUACAUUGCAUUUAUAAUACAUAGCUUUUUUUACUGAAUUUAAAUUGUUUUUUUUUUAACAAAACUGUUAGCAUUCUUAAAUAUUAUUGUUUUAAAUACAUAACUCCUCCCCUGUGUACUAAUUACAAUUUCAACAUUCUAAAAGAAAAGUUAUAUAAUGUUUCAGUUUGAAACAAGUUUCCUGGUUGAAAAUAUGUUUUUAGACUGAAAAAGUGACACAUUAUAUAUUAUAGUAAAAUAAAACUUUUUUUAAAUUAUUUGUUUUAUUUUUAUGACUUAAGUAGGUCUGGAUUUCAAUGAAAAGUACAUUUUUUUUUUUGAGUGAUCUUAGACAAUGCUUUCUAAUUACCUAAUUUAUUUUAUGUAACAGAUACUUCAAAAUCUGAAACUCUUAUUUUGCAUUUUUUGGUUAUUUUUUAGUGUUAAUCAUAUUUGUACAUUGUAUGACUUCAUUUUUUUUCUAUGAAUUUCAAAAGUCAAACAUUAGCUAAGAUGAACUAAUAUUAAACUUAAUGAUAACAAGUUUAAAAAUGACUGAUAAGUACAAUAAACGGCAGAGGGUAAUAAAAUUAAUUUGAAUUUUUUAACAAUUUUUUCUUUUUAGUUUAAAAAAAAAUUCUAAAAUAUUGAACAGAAUAAAAUGUAUUUCAUAUGUCAGAUUUUCGUGAUACAACCUGUAUAUAUAUGUAUAAUAAGUUAAAUGGUUUUUUAUACAGGAAUUUUUAAAAAAAGAAUUUAGUGCUGAGAAUCUGUACUUUUGGACCGCAAGUGAACAGUAUCGUUCUACCAUUGAUCAGGAAUUACGAUGUGCAAUUGCUCGAGAUAUAUAUGCUAAACAUUUAGCUUGUGAUGCUAUUGAACCAGUUAAUGUGGAUUCAAAGGCUUCAAAUCUUACCAUCGAACAAAUCGAACAAGCUGAUCCAAAUCUCUUUUUACAGGCAAGUAUACUCUAUUUUAUAAUUAUUAUGGUAUGCUAAAGAAUUAAUUUACCUGUGUAUUAUUUUUUUCUAGGCACAAAAACAAGUAUUUAAUUUAAUGAAAUUUGAUAGCUAUCCUCGUUUUGUAAAGUCUGAUCUUUAUAAAAUGUGUUUAGUGGAACAUUUACCUGAUAAUUUACCAUUUGGUGAACAAGAUACAACUAUUUCAAAAUCUUUGCAAUGUCCUAACAAAAAGGUAAGUAUUUUUAUUUUGUACUAACUACUAAGUAAUGAACAUUUUUGAUUGUAUUAUUGGACUUUAUCCGUGCAGAGUAUAAACAUAAAAUAAAUAAAAAUGUGUCUCCCUAUGAAUACAAUUGAUUAUAAUAAAAUUAAGAAUAGUUUUAUCUUUGUAUAAUUAAUGAAUAUCAGAAAGUGCAAUUUUUAUAUUUUAAGAACAAAUUUCCUGUGUAAGUCACACUUUAUGUAUUCGAUUUCCCAUUGAAACUAGUUAAGUAGUUUUUGAGUUUAUAAACUAUAAUUAGGUAGUUAGUUCACUCCCAAAAAUAAGGGGUGACAAAAAAUAAUAGUAUUAUAACAUGAUAGGGCUACAUGUUUCCUAAAUUAUAUAUUUGUGUGACACUCGGUGUAUAUUAUAUUUAUAUAAGAUAGAUUUGUAUUUUAUAUAAAUGUAAAUCAAUAAAUAAUAAUAUAUUCAAAUGUUUAUUCUUUAAAUUUAAAUUUAAUAGAUUUGUGAUAUGGAAGAAACAAUUAACACAAGUACUGUUGAGUACCGUGGUAACACUGCAAGUCGUCGGAAGUCACUAUUAUCGUGGAGACGUCAAUCUUCAGUACAACCUCCAUUAACUUCUGGUUUGUGCCGAGUGACACUUCCUGAUCAGUCUUCGACAGUAUUGCACGUGACUCCAGAUAUAACUGUCCAAAUUCUUAUUCAAAGAUUAUUUGAUAAACGCGGUUAUCCCUAUAAACAUUUCAAAGUCAAAGUUCAAUCAAACAGUGAACAAGUAUGAUUUAUUUUUAAAUCACAUGAUUUUAUUAAUUAUAUAAGUACAAAUGUAAAAUAAAUCAUUCAGUUAAUAAUAAUUCAUAAUAAAAUUAUAAAAAAAUUUCUGAUUUAAUUUUAAUAAUAAAGUAAAGUUGUUUGCAUUAUGAAAUUUUCAUCAAAAAGACCUAAAACAUUUUAUUCUCGGUUAAUAGUUUAAUAAAAUUGAAAAAGUGCCGACCAAUGAAAAUUAUAAUUUUUUAUGAAUUAAAAAAUAUUUACAAUUUUUAAAAUAAAAUAAAAGCAGCAUUACCCUUAAAUGAAUCCUUAAAUUUGAUUUUGGGCAAUAGAUUAGUGAAAAGUCACUAAAGAGAUUAUUAAAAGGUAAAAAAUAAUUGUUGAAUUUCACUGAAUUUGAGAAAAUGUUAAAAACCAAGUGCAACUCCCCCAAAUUAUUUUAAAAUGUAUUAAUUUUAAUGGUUUAAAUAUUAUCUUUUCUUUUUAAUCAAGUUUUUUUUUGAAAAUAGAUACUAUUACAGCCUACAAUGUCUGUGUUUCCCAUUAUUUUUGUGUAUUUUGAGCAGCUCUAUUUGGACUAUAUGAGCUCAAAUUCAGAAAUUAGAGUUGUAAUAUAAUCAAAUUAAAGACAAUUUAUUUCAAUGUGUAAUUUUAAUGGAAGAAGGUGUUUUUAAUUUUGAACACCUCUACAGACCCCCUAAAUGAAGCUAUGGGGAUGAAAUUUUAUAAAUGCAUGAUUAGUAUCGAGAUGAGGAUCUCUAUCAAAAAAAUUAAUUUGGUUAUACUGAUUGACAUUCUCUUAAGAAUAAUUGUAUACAUAUAUAUUAUCACUCUGUGAUGAUCCAGUUAUCACAAACCAGCGAUUUUCUCAUAGGAUUUUAUUUUUUUUUUUUUUUCAGCCAUUUAUAACUGUUUUUAGUUUUAUAUUAAACCAUUUUUAAAUAAGAUACGCUCCUCCCUCAUUUAAAUAAUAUUUCAUUAAAAAUCAAAGUUAUUAAUUUAUAAUCUAAAAAUGGAUACAAAAAUUAAACUUCCCUACUCCUUCAGUUAAAAUUUUAAACUUUUAUAACCCAUAACUAGUAUGUCUGAUAUUAGUGUUAUAUAAAUAUUAACAUUUUUAGAAAAAUAUUCUCAAUUUGAAUCUGUUUGAAAAGGAUUAGAUUCCUAUUUGAAAAUCAAGUGUUUAUUUGAUUAAGGUAUAGGGAGUAUUUAUAAGGAAUUGGGGUGAAAAAUUUUGUGUUUUUUUUUCAAAAUAAAGCUUAAACCAUUUUAUAAGGUUUGAAGAAAAUAAAAAUCAAAUGUAAAAUCCUCGAAAUUGCUGGUUUAUGAUAACUGAAUCACUCUGUAUUAUACACUAAAAUUAUAAAUUGGAAAUAAACUACUAAAUUAAACUAUAUUGUGUACAUAAAAAUAAAAAUAUUUUUGUUAUACUUAUUUUUAGAGGUAAACCUAAUAUUAAUUAUUGAUUUUCAAGUAGAGUAGCAAUCUAAGUUCAAAAUUCUAUCAAUAUAUAAAGUUUUAGUUUAAUUUAUUUAAAAUAUAUUUUUAAACUAAACCAUUUAUCUUUGGAAUUUUUCAUAUAGGUUGUUAUUUUAAAUUAAAAUAAGUAGGGGUUCUCCAACAAAAAUAGGAGUAACCAAAAUUUAAGAGCUGCUUGUUUCUUUAAUUGGUUAUAAAUUAAAAUCCUAAAAUAGUUAAUUAUUUCCAAGAUUAUAAGUAUCUUACGCUAUGUUGAUCACUCUGUAUACUUAAUGAAUAUUUACAUCAUUGGUUUAUAUUAAAACAUUUAAUUUUUUUAUUAUUUUUGAUAGGUUAUUGAUUUAAAUAGCAGUUCAUGUGUACUAGAUGGUUUAGAUGUAAAAGUUGAACCAAGAAUAUGGUUCAGGUUAGACUUACCCGAUAGAAAAACUAUUAAUGUAGAUUGCAAAAUAGAUUCAACAAUUGAACAAGAGAUUGGUCCUAUACUAUCAACAUAUGGUUACAAAACAGAAUUAGUUACAUUGUGUUGUGUAAGUAUUGCUUGCAUACAUUAAAGUAGAAUUUCUCAUAGAAAUAUACCUACCAUUUUAGAUAAGUGAAAAUGAAGUCAUAGAUCUAGAUAUGGAUGUUUCGCUUGUCGAAGGUCGACGUAUCCAAGUUUUAACGCGUAGUAAUAUGACAUCAUUUACACAAAGUUUUACAAUGAAAAAUGGACAAGAUUCAACUAAUUUAGAUGAAUUAACUAAUCAAGUAUUUGAAGAUUUAUUGCAAAGCAAAAAUCCAGAAAUAUUAAAACUUCCUUCAGAUCAAGGAUCCAUAAAAGUUAGUAAAAAUAUAUUGUAUUUAUAUAAAUUAAUACAAAUAACCCAUUUAUUUGUAUUACUUGUUAAAUUAUUUAUGCAAUACUAAAUUAUAUUAUUAUUUUUUACACACCUAUCUAUUUUAGUCUGAAGAAUGGGGAUCUGAACAAUCGUCAAGUUUGAUCAGUAGAUUUUUAAGAAGAGAUUCAAUAUUUCAUGAAAAACAGAGAGUGAGAAUUUUAUUAAUUUUAAAAUUUACUCAUGUAUCAUUAAUUAUAUAUUUUUUUUUUUUUUUUAGAAAAUAAAAAAAACUUGUAAAUCACAGUGUGUUAUACAAGAUCAACAAAUUAAUAGUAGCGAAAAAAAACAAACAUUAAGUAAACUUCCACCACUGAUUGCUAAAUUAAAGCCAAUUACGAAAAUUCAAACUGAUCGACAAUCAGAAAGUGAUGGUAUUUAUUUUAUUUUAAUUAUGUACAUGUUUUCCGCAGUUUUAUAAUUUACUGUGUCUUAAUAAAUUUAACUGUUAAAAUAUAUAACAACUAUUAACAUAACAUUUUUUUUUCUUCUCAAGAUUAAUAUACAUUAUUUAUUUUAUAAGGCAAAAUGUCUUCUUACUUCUAGCUUUAUUUGUUCAUAAACAGUUUUAUUGAUUAUUAAAUGUUUAAUUAUAUUUUUAGCAUUAUAUGAAGGCUUAAAGCGAGCCCAACGAAGUAGAUUAGAGGAUCAACGUGGUACUGAGAUUAACUUUGAAAUGCCAGACUUUUUAAAGGUAUAUUGGAGUUGUAUAAAGGACCUGUAAAGAGUUGAUUGAAUUUAAACCAAAUAUUUUUAUUUUUAUUUUUAUUCAAUUAUUAUUUAAAUGUUUAUGUUGAUUUAAAUGUGUAAAUUAUUUUCAAAUAAGUACGACAAAUGUAAUAUUAUACAUGUUGUACACUUUUUUAUUCACAAUAAAUGAAUUAAGUAAAAUUAAAUAUGGGAGUUUUUAUUUUAAAAUAUAAUUUACAAGAUAUGUUUUAGGUUUAGUGUCAACUCUUUAUAAGCUACUCAUAAAUAUAUACUAUGAAUAUAAUUUUAAUUUUUAAAUUAUAUUUUAUACAUUUAGGAUAAAGAAAAUAAAACUGUGGACACUAACAAAAAACAACGUAAAUCACUUAGAUUAACAGAGUGUAAUGGUAUUAGGGAAUCAGCUCGUUUUUAUAAAUCUCAGAAUGAUGGUGAAUUCAAACGGCCAAAUCCAAUAAACGAUGAUCGUACCAAAUUGAUGAGACAUCUUCCUCCACCUCUUCCACCUAAGCCUAAGAACUUAAUCAAUGAUCAUCAGAUAAAAAAAAAAGUUGAUACUAAGGUUAAAAAACCUGUGUACUUGGAUCAUCCAACAAGUAGUUUUGUAUAAAUUUAUUUAAGAUAUUACUUAAAUAGUUUUGUUAUUAUUAAUAUUAUAUUACAAAAAGAAAAUUAUUUUAAAUAUAUAUUUUUACAUACAGUAUUAUUGUGGUAUGGGUAUUUAUAUUUUUAUGUCACACAUUUAUAUGUUAAUUUUUAAGUAUUAAUUGUAUAAAUAUUUAUUUAUUAAAAAAAAUAAAAAAAUAAAAUAACAAAUAUCUAUAUCUUUAUUAAUAUUGUUUUUUUACAUCAAUAUUUAUAAUUAUGCAUCUGGAAGUACAAUUUUAGAUUUUGCUUCAUCUGGUUGAGCUUCUAAUGCUGUUUCUGUUUCAGUUUCAGGAUUUAUUAUAUUCGUUAUUAUAGCAGGUUCUUUAGGAGGCAUCCAAUCAGGAAUAAUUUUACCAUGUAUCCGCCACAAACCAUAUUGAUUUACAAUAUGUUUCUCAAAUACAACAUAUUCUAAGACAUCUUUAGCAACUACAUCACUACCAAAAAUUAAGCGUCCAAAACGAUCAAAAACUGUUAAUGUCUGUUACAAAAUAUAUAAUCUUAAUUAGUUAAACAAAUUAAUACACAAUGCCAUGAUAUAUAUAUUUUGAAUAAUGUGACUUAAUAUAAUAUAAUACAAUACCUGUUGUGUGUGGAAGCGUACAGUUAACUGUGCAAAUAAAUUAUCUGAAGUUAUAAUAUCUGUUACUCGUGCAUGAACAACACGAGGUGGUUCAAUUGAUUUUAUGAAUGACCAACGUAAUGUCUUUCUAUCUAUGUUGUGGAUCAUUUCCUUUAAUGUACAUAAUAUAUUUAUAUAAAUACAUAAAUCAAAUUAUAAAUAAAUGAUUUUACUUACAAUAUAGGCUCUUUCUGUAACAUAUUCAAGUAAAUUUUUCUUAUCCUUGCUAAACAAAUAAAACACAAAAGUAAAAUUUAUCAUAGAUAUGAUUAAUGAAAUACAUUUUUACGCACUUAAUCAUAGCUGUGUGAGCUUUAAUAUAAACAUCCUGUGCUUUAGUUAUAAAAUCUGGAUAUAAUUCAAAUUCUUCCUCAUUCUGUCUUAUUUUACGAAUAGCUUGCCAUGUUUCUCUUUUUUUUUUUAAUAAUUCAAUUUUUUGUUUAGCUCCCUAAAUAAAAAAUGAUUAGUAUUAUAGUUAUAGUUAUUGAAAUAAAUAUAUUUUGACUCAACUGCUGUACUUAAUGGUGAAACUUUGCCAUCUCCUUCUGGUGGAACAUAAGGUUCAAUGAUAGAGCCAGUAUUAUUUAUAAAUGUAGUAUGUUCUAUCCAGGGUCUUACAGGCUGAACACCUUUUUCUUUAUAUCUAGUACGUAAUAUUUCAGGAUUAUAAUUUUCGGUGUCCCUUUUUUCUUCAUUGUAAUCAGGUAAUGUUACUUUAAUAACCUAUUCAA
Messenger RNA from Cinara cedri, 12095 nucleotides. The record is from the annotation of a GenBank genome assembly. NCBI's taxonomy places the organism in Eukaryota, Metazoa, Arthropoda, Insecta, Hemiptera, Aphididae.